Messenger RNA from Ixodes scapularis (black-legged tick), 2828 nucleotides. Its product is annotated as diuretic hormone receptor. Gene Ontology annotation, cellular component: plasma membrane. Bases 136 to 1602 code for a protein of 488 amino acids. Lineage: Eukaryota; Metazoa; Arthropoda; Arachnida; Ixodida; Ixodidae. Gene Ontology annotation, biological process: adenylate cyclase-modulating G protein-coupled receptor signaling pathway; cell surface receptor signaling pathway. The transcript has 13 exons. Gene Ontology annotation, molecular function: peptide hormone binding; diuretic hormone receptor activity; G protein-coupled peptide receptor activity. The record is from RefSeq and is a predicted model, not a curated record.
CGAAACCCCAGCGCGCGGCGGUGUGCGGUGCCAGCGCAGCUGCGAACCUCGCUGUGGGAUUAAUUGUCGGAGCUGGGACGAGCCCUGCCGCGGGGCUGAGGCAACUGCUGCACUGCCUGCCGCCAGCCGCCGGCAAUGGCCAAUGAGGCCCCUCAGUCCGAGGCCGCCGAUGGCGCCGCGAACGAGACCGAGUUGCCCGAACAGGUGCUGUUCCGCUUCGUCACCGCCGAGGAGCCGAUCUACGGGAACACGUCCAUGGCGUCCCUGCUGGCCAACGCCACUUCUGCGCCCACAGUCUCCGCCGCCGAGUUGCAGUGCCUCCAGGCGGACGGAAAUGGAACUUCAGAUCCUCGACUUGGAGGCCUGGUCACGUGUAUGCCCGCAUGGGAUGGCUUGUCGUGUUGGCCUCGGACACCAGGGGAAUCCGUGGCGCUGGUCUCGUGUUUCUCGUCCCUCAACGGCCUGGACUACGACACAAGCCAGAACGCUUCUCGGCUCUGCUCGUCCAACGGCAGCUGGGCUGAGAGGUCCGACUACUCCAACUGCAUCCCCGUCUACGAGGUCGAGAGACCGAUUGACGGCACCACCAUCUACUACAUAGGGUACGGCAUGUCCCUCUGCGCACUCACCAUCGCCCUGUGGAUAUUCCUAUAUUACAAAGACCUGCGCUGCUUGCGUAACACCAUCCACGUGAACCUCAUGGUGACCUACUUCCUCAUCUCCAUCACCUGGAUCACCACCGCCACCUUGCAGUCCAUCCCAUCACCCGUCUAUCACAAGAGCGCCUGCUUUAUGUACGUGGUGCUCACGUACUUGAUGGGCACCAACUUCUUCUGGAUGUUCGUCGAGGGCCUUUACCUCUUCAUCCUGGUCGUCAAGACGUUCUCCAUCGAGCUGGUCCGGAUGCACGUCUACGCCUUCAUCGGAUGGGGCAUUCCGGCCGUCGUGGUGACAAUCUGGGCGGUCACCAAGGCAUACCUGAGCCCCAACCACAACGACCCGAACCUGUCCGACGGAAUGUGCGUGUGGCAGCUGAAAGACAUCUACGACUGCGUCUUCAUUGUGCCGGUCAUCCUUGUGCUCUUGACGAACAUUUUCUUCUUGAGCCAAAUAAUGUGGGUCCUCAUCACAAAGCUCCGCGCAGCCACAUCUGUGGAAUCUCAGCAGUAUCGAAAAGCGGCGAAGGCCCUCCUCGUACUCAUCCCGCUUCUCGGCGUCAGCUACAUCCUGGUCAUCUGGACGCCCCAGCACAAGACAGCCAAGGUCAUCUUCACCUACGUGCAGAUCACGCUUUUUUCAACCCAGGGUUUCACCGUUGCCGUCCUCUACUGUUUCCUCAACGGGGAGGUGCGCAACUCGGUGCGACAUCACCUGGAGCGCUGGAAGACGAUGCGGGCCCUGCGCCGCGGCGACCACGGCCGUCACUCGGGCGGCUAUCGCUACGGCUCGCACAAACCUUCGGCGCUGCAGCGGGGCAGCUGCAUCAGCUUCACUACCACCACCACGUCAUGCAUCGGCAACAGCCGCUUCCCCACCUCGCAGAGCAAGAGGCCCAGCAACGGCUCGUACGCUCACCUGCCCUUCAGGGACGACAACGUCUAACGACGCGCAUCAUCCACCAGCACCGUCUUCUUGCUCAUCCCGGCCACUGUUACUGUUCGAAGGCCUUGGUUCAAACAGACUGUCAUAUGCUGAUAAGAACAAUGAACAGCUAAUGGUUGGUCCUAUUGGAGCCACUGAAAUGUGUGUCUGAUGUGUGUUUCUGUCUGGUCAAAGGACGCCCUGCACUUCUUGCUCAUCCCUGUCCCGUCAACCAUCGUUCCUUCUGGAGUGCUUAAUCCUGGCCAUGGCAUCCAGUGAUGAGGGCCACUAUUCCUGUUCGAGGGCCCUGGUUCCAACGGACUGCCAUCUGCUUACAAGAAGGGUGAACAGCUAAUUGUCGGCCCUAUCAAAACAAUUAAGUGCGUGUUUGAUAAGUGUUUGUCCGUUCAAAGGGUGUCCUGCACUUCUUGCUCAUCCCUACCCCGUCAACUAUUCUUCCUCCUGAAGUUGUGGAUUCUGGUCAUGGCAUUCAGUGGUCGGGCUGCUCCUAGGGCUGCGACCGUUCGUUAUUGAUGUCCUGUAGUUUGUAUCUGAAGUGCAUACGUGUAUUUUUAGCUGGAGCGUGUGGGACUAAAGGGUGAAACGCUUGGACACCUUCCUGUCGAUCUUAUCCCAAAGCUAUGGACCCAGGUAUGGCCAUCUACGGGUGGACUUUAUUGGGACAACUUCGACCAUGUGCACUGAUGUCGUUGCGUUAUUAACUGCACCGUGCUUCUUGAGCGUGUGGCAACAUGCGACGAUGGGACACUUUAUCUUGUUAUGUUAUCCUGAAGCUAUAGUCUCUGGUUCGAACGUCUAUCUACUAAUGAACCUUACGUCAAUAACCACAAUAAUUUAUAUUGAUGUCCUGGUGUGUUUAAAUUAACUGUUUCCAGAGUGUGAAAGGGUCAAGAAAAAAUAGCCGGCGAAGCUUGCUCACUAUUUUAAUAAUGUCCAAGAUCUAUCAGCAUUGGUGGUUCCAAUGUUUGCUGAUGAUCACCGACCGCGCUCGUAUUAAUGUCUCGAGAAGUGUACUCCUGGUGUGAUAUAGACCCUGUGGGGCAGCGGAUGAUCACCUUGUGUUGUAAAUACACUCGCAUCGCUGUGACUCUUCAAAAGAAAUGGGCUCAUCUUGCCAGACCUGGCCAUAGACGGUGCCGCAUUCAUCACUGAAAGUAUGACUCAUUUCAUCUAUGUCCGGGAGUGUGUAUCUAGAUUGAAUGCAUACUGGUUGAAAGAUUCUUCCC